Molecule: messenger RNA, 3777 nt
Organism: Schizosaccharomyces japonicus yFS275
Lineage: Eukaryota; Fungi; Ascomycota; Schizosaccharomycetes; Schizosaccharomycetales; Schizosaccharomycetaceae
Product: splicing suppressor
Exons: 1
Coding region: 2078-3223 (381 amino acids)
Biological process (GO): mitochondrial respiratory chain complex IV assembly
Cellular component (GO): mitochondrial membrane
Source: RefSeq, a predicted model, not a curated record
UUUUUAUUUCCUUAAGCCGAAACCUGAUCUCCCAAAUUUUUUUUGUUGCGGUAUCGCGCAUUUACAACUUCUACGGGUUCUUGACGCUUGCGUUGCAGAAUCGGAACAUACUUUCUUGCAUGUCUUAAUUCACCAUCACCCGUGUUCAUGGCUGUACCGUUGUCUUUCUGAGUGCCGCAAACCUGAAGCGCGGUUUCCGCCUUCUCUUUCAAGAACACGGCAAGCUGUUCGCGAAGAACAAGCUUAUGCCAAUUCGCGUAUGUCUGCUCGUACAACUUCUUGGCAAACUUGGGACCAACGUUCUCUGGAACCUGGGGAUACUCCCACUGAAUGUUGUCAAAUACGCAAUCAUAAAGUACUAAAGGCAAAUCGCUUGCCAUAUCGUAUACGGGCUUGCAAGGAUUUUUUUCAACGUUUAGAAGCUCACUCACAAUGUCUACGGGCUCAAGAUGCUGACCCACAAGAAAAAGGAUUGCCAUCAUGCAUCGAACUUGAUGCCAAAGAAAGGCAGUACCUUGUAAAUCAAAAGCGUAUAAUUGUUUCUGAGGAUCCACACAAAUAAUCUUUGAAUGUAGAAUACCUCUGUUGUAAUUGGUAAUUUGUUUUGAAGCAUCAAUUUUGCAGAAGUUGCGAAAAUCAUGUUCACCCAAGUAUAGAGCUGCAGCUUGAGACAUUCGUUCAAUGUCUAGCUCACCUCCUGGAUAUUGUUUUAGGAAUAGGUAUUUGUAGUGUCUGCGCACGCACGAGAACCGGGCGUCGAAGCCUUCCGGGGGAUUUGGUGAGUAUGCUAUUACGCGAAUAUCUUCUGGAAGUAAACGGUUUAACACAUCACAAUAAGCAAUCGGACGUUCCUCCGAGUACCGAACAUUCAACGACACGACUUGACCCAUGGCAGAAACACCUUUGUCUGUUCGGCCACAUCGACUAAAGGAACAAGUACUGGGGUCUUUAAUCAAGUGAGCUCGCAUCAGCGCUUCAAACAGUUUUCCCUCAACAGUUGGAAGUGGCGUGGGUUCCGUUUGAAAAGCUAGACCAUUGUAAUUCCAACCAAGAUACGCAAAUCGAAGUGCAAUGAAUUUUGUUUUAUCCAGCAUGAAAGGACGAACUGCUUUCCGCUUUUUCAAAGAAGGAGCUUCUAGCAUUGCGUCAGCAACAGAAACACUUGCAGCUUCCCGCAUUUCCGUAUCUAUUUGAUUAACAUUUUGGCCAGAUGUUUCAGCUAUUUUCUCAAGUUCGAGAAUUCGGGAUAUGAGCCGUUCUUUUGACCAGCCGUAAUACCGUGCGGCAUCCAUAAUAAGCGGUUUUAUUUUAGCGAAAAUUGUGAAUUACAGGAAUGAAACCUAAUUGUUUAUAUACGUAAACUGAUUUUUUAAAAAAAAAAAAAAAAAAAAAAAAAAAAUACAGUUCUCCAACUGAAGGAAUUCUUUCGCGAAUUUUUCAGUCUUUCUUUUAUAAACAACAGACUGGUGUCCUGAUCUCUGUUAUGUUUCCCUUCUUCUAUGAGACUGUAGUAAGAAGAUUUGGAUAAGCGAAAAGCGAACUGGCACAGUCAGUAAGAAGGAAAAUGUGAAAACAGAAAUUGGCCUGAAGAAUAAAGUCCAAUGUCAUUUACAGCAGUUAAUUGUUACUAAAGAGACCGGAUUUGAAAUAGAAUGAUCAUAUUCACUUGAUAUUGAGGUUUCCUUGCUAUUAUUGAGACAACUUCAAAAAAAGACAACAAAGUCCAUUAAACAAACCAAUUAAAAAAAAAGUUUCGUUUUAUUUUUCUAUAAUAGAAUCCUUUUGGAUGCACAUAGAAAAGAGUAAUCCUUUAAUUUACAAUUCGACUACAACGAGUACAAAUAUGUCUCAUUUGAAUAUUUACUGAACAGUAACCUCACUCUUUGUCGCAUUUUUCUAUUCAAUUAAUUAGAAAUCCCAUUAGUCAAGUUAUGGACUGUUUCAUGUGCUCGCAACAAAUGUUUUGUUUUUCUUUGCUUACCAGCAACUGACGCAACGAACCUGAAAACACAAAACGACAUAGUUUCCGUGCACAAGGAUCCACCAGGAGCCGAAUUGAUACUCAAACAAAAAACAUAUGGCGCAGAAGUUAUUUUCUUUUGGGAGGUCACUGGCUUCUUCCAACGCAAAAAGACCAUAUUUCUAUCCAUUGUCUAAAUCACCAGUAAAGGUAUUGCGAGAACGAGGUGAACGAAUUCGUAAAUUAUACAAAUGUCCGGUUUCCAAACUUCCAGUUGAAUAUGAAUGCCCGGAAUGCGGAUUUCCAACACAUCAUUCUCAAAUAGAAUGGAAAAAGGAUACAUCGAAGGAGAAAUUCAUUCCUAAGCUUCGAGAAAUUAAUGAAGACGAACACGACCUUGCGCUAAACCCAAGGACAAGACAGCUCUUUGACUUGCCAGGUGAGAAUGAUCCUGAACAAUCUGUUUCCUUUUAUUCUUGGGACUCAUUUCUGUAUACACGAUCCUUUCAGUCAGUGGACGAUGCUCAACAACGACGACAUCUGUCCCGAUUGCUUACUUAUCCCAUUACACUGGCUGCUAUUCUGCACGAGUUAUCUCCAUACACCCUUCGUGAUCGUUUAACACCUCAGGGUCUACAAUCUCUUAGCGCUAUUCGAAGCAUUCUUCAUCGGUAUCCCAGAGCACAGAGCACUGAUCCACGCCCAACGCGAAUCUUUAUCAUUGGCGCUCGCGGAGAAAGCGCUCUUCCGCUAAGUAUAUGGUACCAAGGACUCAAUUGCUUGUUUCCUAAUCGCUUGUUUCAGCUUCACUUCAUCGGACCAGAAGUCAUGGAACCAGUUAAAAAGGAAUGGCUUCCUUCGAGUAUAGAAGCUUUCUACUAUCCUCAACGUUACCAUGAAUUGCAUAACGUAGGCACUUUCGAACCAUUUGAUGCGUAUUACGACAUAUUUUACCUACCAACUCCUGCGUUUUCGCAGCCGGUUUAUCGAAAUGACUGGAUUCCUACAUUACAUGCUCUUGUGGAAACGAGAUGCCCCAUCUUCCUAACAAGUUCAUCCGUUCUAGAAAUGGAGAACGACGUAAAGACACUAAAAAAGCACUUGGGACCUAGUAUCGAACCAACAUUGACUCUAGGAACCAACGUUUUCGCUAGUCAAGCUUGGUCUGUGAACGAUGCUAAUCUCCACGAUAUUACUCACGUAAAUGCUCAGGUGUAUGGCUUCCGUGCUACUCAGUACAACGUCCAGGAAGUGGAUAUUUAAGUUGAGUAAAAAAGAAGCUAAACGACCGCAACAAAGUGCAAGUGUUUACGACAUGACUAUUAAUUUAUAUUAUGAAACAACAGAAUGAAACGAGGACGUGCACACGAUGAAGUAAUCAUUCCUGUCUCUUUCUGCUUGAUUGCCGUCCUCGUAAACGACCGCUAACUUUCUAUCUCCUCCUUUCCCCUAUUGUUAAUAAACAUGAGAAACCAUUACUAGCAUAGCACGACUACAUAAACAAGAGAUCUGCGUCAGUAAAAGCAGCAGCAGAGAACAGAAGACGUAAAUGAACGGGAAAUUGAGCCGGUUGAAUGGAUGAAUAAGCAAACAUGAAUAUGCCGCCCUCCCAUAUAGUAACAUCCAGUGGUACUAUUGCUUACAGAUUGAAAGAAAGAACAGAACCGCGCAAAAAAGCGAGGAGAGAGAGAGGUCUACACAGCGGUUGUAAACAUGCAUCAAUGUAGCUGUGAAGAAUAACGUUAAGAGAUGGGACAUUAAUACUCUUUAAACGAGUGAGAGUGUGCGUGUGAGUGUGUGAAUGCGUGUGUGUGUGC